AUGUUUCAUCCACAGGAAGUGCUCGAUGACGUGAACGUCAUCAACCAAGUUUUCGCGCAAAUUAUUUCAGACUGCCGUAAAGGUAUUGCUUAUCAUAUCCGAGCAUAUGAGAGAGACGACGUUGUCAAUAUACUAAGGGCGAAAAAUAUUCCUCCAGAAUUGUUGGACAGACAGGCAGAGAUUCCUGUCGACGUGAAAGUUGCAGUUAUUUCGGCUGCUCGUAAAUGGCCGUUAUAUUUUAUGCAAGUUUACGAGGCUGUGGAAGAACGCAUAGAUGAAUCCGUAUCUGUACUGCUUUCUAUCAGUGAACAUGGUGUUCGACUUAUUUUACAUACUUCACUGGACAAGGAGAAUCCGUUAAAAGUACAAGAUCAUUUCGAUUUUUCUGAUCUAUCUACUAUCACCGUGGAAAAUGAUGGGUUGCUCUGUUUACAUACAAGAAAUGGUAUGGUUAUUCGGCUGCGUACAAAAAUGGCUCCACAAAUAAAGGAACAGAUCGAUAAAUGCAUGUUUGGUCAAAUCCAGCGUAAACAAUUUGUUCGUGCCACAUCUGAUUACAUAACCAAACAAUCGAAUUUGUUAUCAUUUAAGAAAGGAGACACUAUCGAGCUUGUAUUGCUUAAAGAGAACAUCACGAUUUCCUAUAUCCUUCCUCAUCAGAUCCCCUUACCAACCAGCGAACUGACCCCGUCUGGAUCAUGGCUUUACGGAAAAAUCGGGAAUCGCUACGGUAGUCUUCCUGGGCAGUAUGUCGUACCACUCGACGAAAAUAACGUUCGUUGGACGCUUCUAGGAAAGGAAUGGACGUGGAGCGAUAUCGCUCAUAAAAUUAAGUUCACCGAUAAGCCGAUCUCACACUCUCUAAUACGUUUCGACUCAGGCGAAUUGGACAAAUUGGCAUGCGAGACGUUCUUAUGUAUAAUGCGUUACAUGGGAGAUGAACCCAUUCGACGUGGUGAAACAGUCACAGACUCGGUGUAUUGUCUAUUAUUAAUUUGUCAUAAAAAUCCAGCACUACGUGAUGAAGUAUACUGCCAGGUUAUUCGUCAGACUACGAAUAACAAAUCUAGCAAGCAAGAGAGUUCGAUUCGAGGAUGGAGACUGUUUUCAAUACUAACAGCUUAUUUUGAUUGCUCCCUUGCCUUACGACCAUAUGUGAUCAACUACCUUGUCGAAAAUGCGGAUGAUCAUCGAAGAGCUUACCAUGGAACCGCCCAAAUUUGCUUACAAAAUUUGAAUCAAACCAUUCGUUAUGGUGGACGAAAGUACUUGUUGAGUGGAAUGGAAGUUGAAGAGAUUACGGUAAUUUUGUUUAUUACAAGCGUAACAGUGGUUGAGGAAGCCAUUAGGGAAUUGUGUUUGGAACUUAACAUUAGGAGUCCAUCCGAGCAACAAGAAUUCUGCCUCACCUACUUCCUUGAAAAAGAAAAACGACUAGAAUACUGUGUCAACAACGAAUACGUACUCGACAUAUGCACUGAAUUAGAACACAAGCGCAAACAAUUCUACUUUUUGCUAAAACGUUGCACCUGGGUGCAUCCAGUCAGGCUGGACGAUCAAGUGUAUAUUGACGUGAUGUUUUUUCAAGUAAGAAUCCCCGAUUAUUUGCUUGGAUUAUAUCUGACUAGACAAGUUGGUGGUCAUCUAAGCGCUUCUACAUGUGAAGACAUUACCAGACUAGCCGCCUAUCUUCACCUUGCAUCCAAUGAAGGGCAAAGAAUCGAUGUUACGCCGUUAGUUUCUGUACUCGAGGGUUCUUCACAGUCAGUUGAAGCGUGGGCAAAUAAGAUUAACCGGCAGCUACGAUCAAUGCAUCCGAAAACAACGAGUACUCAAGCUAGAGCUGCCUUUUUAGGUACAAUGAAAUACACGGUUUUGCUGUCUGCAUGGCCGUUAUUUGGUAGCACAUUGUUCUCGUUAGAUGCUGUAUCAUGUGAGGGACGAUUGUUGCCACAACUGGAGUUAGCAGUUGGAAGGACAGGUGUAAAACUUCUGAAACCAGGAACUCGUGAUGUUUUGGAACAGUGGCCUUACGACAAGGCACGUUGCGAAAUAGUUUCUGCCAUCAAGAAUGAAUCAACAAUUUCAAAGCAGUUUCAGAGUUCUUCAAUAACUCGACUUGUUGCCCAGUACACAUUUAUCGUUGGCGAAAAUCGAGGACUACUGAGUGAUUGA
Molecule: messenger RNA, 2175 nt
Organism: Angiostrongylus costaricensis
Lineage: Eukaryota; Metazoa; Nematoda; Chromadorea; Rhabditida; Metastrongylidae
Source: the annotation of a GenBank genome assembly